This is a messenger RNA of Dryobates pubescens (Downy woodpecker), 399 nucleotides long. RefSeq names its product claw keratin-like. Gene Ontology annotation, molecular function: structural constituent of cytoskeleton. Bases 1 to 399 code for a protein of 132 amino acids. Gene Ontology annotation, cellular component: intermediate filament. The record is from RefSeq and is a predicted model, not a curated record. Lineage: Eukaryota; Metazoa; Chordata; Aves; Piciformes; Picidae. The transcript has a single exon.
AUGUCCUGCUCCAGCCUGUGCUCUCCCUGUGGGGUGGCCGCCCCGGCCCCCCUGGCCGACACCUGCAACGAGCCCUGCGUGCGGCAGUGCCCUGACUCCAACGUGGUGAUCCAGCCCCCUCCUGUUGUGGUCACCUUCCCUGGGCCCAUCCUCAGCAACUUCCCCCAGUCUAGCUUCGUUGGCUCUGCAGGAGUCCCCGGGGUUGGGGGUGGCUAUGGUGGCACUUUCGGUAGCUAUGGAGGCUAUGGAGGCCUUGGUGGCUAUGGAAGCUAUGGAGGCCUUGGUGGCUAUGGAGGCUAUGGAGGCUUUGGGGGCUGUGGAGGCUAUGGAGGCUUUGGGGGCUACGGUGGCUGGCGCCGUGGCUCUCGAUACCUCAGUGGUAGCUGUGGGUCCUGCUGA